Messenger RNA from Macrobrachium nipponense, 5041 nucleotides. RefSeq lists its product as uncharacterized. Gene Ontology annotation, biological process: SCF-dependent proteasomal ubiquitin-dependent protein catabolic process. Gene Ontology annotation, cellular component: SCF ubiquitin ligase complex. Lineage: Eukaryota; Metazoa; Arthropoda; Malacostraca; Decapoda; Palaemonidae. The transcript is spliced from 2 exons. The coding region runs from base 183 to 1679 and encodes 498 amino acids. The record is from RefSeq and is a predicted model, not a curated record.
GAGAGAGAGAGGAGGAGAGAGAGGCUGAUUGUGUUUGGUUUAUCUAGUAUUUUGAAUAACUUCCAAGUCAAAAGAGCUAUGUUUAUACAGUUUUGUUCCGUUUUAUUAUUGAAAUCAAACGGAACACAAAGACAGAAUUCAGGCAACAUUUGCCUGAAAAUACUAAUUUCCUUGCUUUCAGUAUGGUAGGAGUUCGCCCUCCGGAACGCUUGCAAACAAGUGCGCUCUACGCAUGGCUGAAAGCACUAAACGCAGCUGUAAAACGGGGCGAGGGAGUACGAGCCCCCUUGCCAGCCCCACCUGCCCUGUUGGCGGCCGCCCUAAACCAAGGUGCCUCGGGCCUUCGGGAGGCAGUGGUGGCACGCCUCGCAGUGGCAGCAGUCACGAGUGGCAUCAGCCGGCUGGAGGUCCACCUCGAACAUCCAACUCUCAUAGAAGCAUUGCUCGAGACCCUGGAUGAACAUCCCUCUCAGAUUACGACGCUGUCUCUCAGCUUCGGGCCCAGGGCUACCAUCGGAGGCCUUCUGUGCAACGCCCUCAAGGGAAUGCCCUUGCUGACAUCUCUGACGCUCACGCCCGUCGCCACGGAUGGACACCUGGCUGCUCUUUCUUUGGCUUCGCCGCCCCUUCAGAGUCUAGAUAUUUCUUACUCUAAAGGGGUGACUGAUAAAGGCGUGCGUGCCCUUGUUGGCCUCAGCGAUGACACAAGGACCAUGAAGGAACUCGUGGCUGGAAGCGGUAAACACCAAGAGGGGGAAGCUAUAAAGCACCCAGGUGGAACCCUAAACACCGUUAAUCUCUGGGGCACAGACGUCACUACGAGAGGCUGCGUGACUCUGCUCAGCGUCUGCCACGGCAUCGUCGCCCUGACUUGCCAGUGGGCCGGGGAGGCCUUAGACAUAGUAGUCAGAAGUGGGAGGCAGAACAAGCUUUCCCUCAGUCAGCUGUUGCUGGCGGAGGCAGCCUUGCCUCCCCUCGAAUCAGUGGCUGCAGUUUGCCCGAAUUUGAGUUCCCUAGUGGCCAGGCGGCCUCCGCAUCCCGUGGGCGUCGCCGAAGUGAUGGAAAAGCUGCCGUCUAUCACCGCCCUCACUCUGCUUCAGUUCCUGCCGGACUCCGACGUCUUGUUACCUCGCAGCCCCACGGACGUCACUCGGCAGCUCACCUGCCUUCACCUGUCUGUCCUGGAACCCCGCCAAGUUUCUCUCUCAAUUGUAGCUCAAACUUUCCCCUCGCUCACUUUUCUGAAACUGGAGGGUGUCAUUCCAACACUGCCGUAUCCCCUGCCUGAUGUGCCAGCGUCAAGGAUAGAAAACUUAAGCUUAAUCACGCCCCUGACGCGGAACUAUGUGAUAGAAGCUGAUGUAGCGGUUUGGGCGAUUGUCUGGGCCGCCUUGGCUUCCUCCAUCAGCCUCGGCUCCUGCACGGACCUCUUGGAUCAGCACUUGUCGGAGGCCAUUACUAAAGGCGCUUUGAAACAGGUGGAAGACUUGAGAAUAUCCGGAGCCGCCCGAGUUACGGACGCUGCCAUCGAGGAGCUGGUUGAUUCCUGUCCCAAUCUCCACCGCCUCGCCUUCAAGAUGCUGCCGAAGGAGCGCCUGGCCGACCUUGAGGCUCUGAAGGUCAAGUUCCGCCAAGAUAACCUCGAUCUGGAACUAAUCACUUACGGCUGGAAGUUUUGAUUUUUUUUUUUUUUCGAAUGUUUUUAUUUUUACGAAAGUUCAUAUUAAAAUAUGCUCUAUGCGGGUAAACGUAUGCGCACAUUCCUAAUAUGAUGUCCAAAAAAUGUUUAUCAGUAUAUAAAUAUUUAUAAGAAACCCAUCAGAUUUUUUUUCUUUUUUUUCGAUUUUUUUUUUAACGAAAGUUAAUAUUAAAAUAUGCUAUUCGCAUGCGGGUAAAUGUAUGCGUGCAUUCUUAAUAUGAAAGUGUCCUAAAAAUGUUUUUUGGUAUUUAUAUAUUUAUAAGAAACCCAUUAGAUUUGUCUUUUUUAAUGAUUAUUAUUUUUUUGAAUGCCGUCUUUAUCGAGAAUUUUUUUUUUAAUGUCGUCUUUAUCGAGAAAUGACUUAGGAAUUUUUUUUAUAAAGUAUUAUCCCUACCAAGUCUGUAAGUUGAGGUAACAAAAUGCUGAUGGCGCAUGGUGCUUAAUUAAAGAAAGAAGUUAUUUUGAAUUAAUCAUGAAAUGGAUAUCGUAAGUGCCUUUCCUGAACGGCAUUUUAAUCUAGUCAGGUGCAUCGCAUAGGUUAGAGUAGAUGAUAAUCGUGUGAUUACAGUUAUCUGUCUUUCUGUGCAAGAUCGCAUAGAAAAGCUCGCAAACACACACACAUAUACACACACUCAUUCUUACAUAAUUCCUGUAACUCUUUGAAUACGUCUAUCAUUUCAUUCAUAGGUAAUAAUUGUUUAACAAUGUGAUUACCCGAAGGAACAGGGUUUAUGAAAAAGUACGAUAUUGCUUUUCCUCUCAGUAUUAUCGAAGUAAUUACCUUCAUUCCAUACGAAUCAGCAAAAUGAAUUUUAUUUAUUAAUUUCUCGGUCAUUGUGAGCUCUAUUCAAAGUAUGUAAAUUGUACUUGAAAAUUAAUGAUGGUUCACAAUAUAUUUAUUCACGUGCAAAAGAAUAUACACAUCUUUAUUGACUUUCUCUCCUAGAUAAUCCAUCACGUAUUUUUUUUAUAUACGUUCUGUUGUAUCAUUUCCAUACAUUUAAAGGAAAUCUCGUUUCUCAUGGAUGGGACUGUGAUAUUAAACUUUUUAUCCCCAUAUUUCAUUAGUAGUCCCCUCAAAGUUUCACUGACGUAAAUGAAAUUGUUAGUUACUAUUCCGUACCCUGAAUAUUAAAACAACGUAAGUCGUGCGCAAAUAUUUUGAUAAAUUAUACAAGAGUGUUAUCAUCAGUUAUUGAUUUCAGUAUAAAAUGUAUACAGCGUUUGUGUUCUUUCUUACAUUGUGUUUAUCGGAAGUAGGAGUGGAAGUUAAUCGUGAUUCUUUAAUGUGUCAGAGAAGCAACACUUUUGUAAGUUAUUUUUUUCGGUCCCUCUUGUUGUUGUUUGAGAUUAAGGUGGCCUUAUGCUAACAAGGGCUCUUGCUCCUAGAGCAACCCGUAGACAAGGUCCCACCUUUUAUAUGAUUUGUGUACGUAUAUUGGCUGUGUUCUUUUACUCUUGAUUUUUUUUUCUCAAAAAUGUCUCCAAAUUUCUGUUCGUCCUGAUGUUACGCUCAUUGUAAAUGCUUUCAGUAGCGGCUUUUGUUUAUGCACUAUUUUUAUAAUUACCAAAAUUACCACUCCGUUUCGAUCUCCUUUUCAUCGAAAGCUCACUAGAAUUAAAAUCUUGUGAUACGAUUGGCACGAGAACUUUUAAAAAAGCUUUACUAGUUCUGAUAUAGAUAAAAUUACCUUCCCCCCCUUUUUUGUGAAGGACUUUGAGAGUAUAACUGACGAAUUAAAUAGUGUUUGUCCAGUGUUGAUAAGAGAUAAAUCCAUCUUCAUGAGUGCAAAGACUUAUAAUUCUGUCAGAGGGCAUUUCAAGUCGUCCAUGAGUGUUGCUUAAUAAUGAUUGAUAAUAAUAAACAAUAACAAUUAAUCAACUGGUGAGAAUUCCGCACAGAAAGCUAUGCACAAACCUAAUGCUUUGUUAUUUUCAGCCUAUGGGUACUACCAUAUAAAACCGUACGAAUACGCUAGAGAAGUUGUAAGCUGUUUUGUAAUUGAAAAUGUGAUACAUUUUACCUUUUUUUUAUGUACUUAAACUUUAUUUAAAAUUUUAUUUAAUUUCCCAAAUGAGAAAAUCUCCAGUGCAUUAAAAAAAAUGAAAUUUGUAUUUUCAAUUUAAUUCUAUCUUCAUAAAUGUGCAAGUGUAUGGUAACGUGCAGUAUAUUGUUCGUGAUUGUUGUUGUGCGUUUUUUCUGUGUAUUUCUAUGAAUGUUUGUUGGUUUCUGCAAAGUAAAAGAACCCGCUGUUUGUGAAGUGGAUAAUUUGAAUGUUAAUAAGGAAACGGCAUCUUUGAAUCAUUCGGUUUUAUAACAUGUUCAUUGUGUGUAUAUAUAUAUAUAUAUAUAUAUAUAUAUAUAUAUAUAUUCAUAUAUAUAUAUAUAUAUAUAUGUAGAGUUUCUUGUAUUAUGCAUAAAAAAUCUCUUUUCUUAAUGUUUAUUUCAUAUAGAUUAUUGUCACCUAACUCUGUCGAACUGAGAGUGUGCAUAAACAUCUCAUUCGAAUUAUGGAUGAACAUAUAUAUUAUCCUUAUUAUUAUUCAGAUUAUCCUUAUGCGAAUUCAUUGAUGACAGCGUAAUGUCGUUUUGAAAUUGUAUCGAUUUUGUCCUUGAAUACGAUGUGUUUGUUAACUUUCUCCACGUACACGUUUUACUACAGUUAUCUCAGUAAGAAUGACAUAAUACAGUGCAAUGAAAGUGUGUUCCGGAUUUUCGUAAAGCUUUUUUUUAUUUUCCCCGAAGCUGGUUCUUCAGAGCUGUCUGUCGAGUCGUUUUAUUUGGUUUAAAACUUUUAGAACUUAAACCAGUUUCACUCAACUAAGCCACCAUAUACAUUUGUUCGGCUUACUUCAGACAUUCUUCCUGCAUUACUCUUUAUCGCAUUCCUGAGGCCUUUCUCUUCUUGUCCAUUAAACUUUAAAUCAUCUCUACCUUUUGCUACGGAAUGACGACGUCUGUAGUCCUAUGACUGAGCUACUAGGGGUACUCGGUAUCUGAUAGUAAAACUGAAUUUUCACCUAUUUUUGAUGAGUAUUAGUUCAUCCUGAGUAUUUCCAGAAGAAUUACUCGAAGAAAUGACUGAAAUAUUUCAAUGCUUGAUAAAGAGGUGGCGUACUAAAUCUAUAAAAUAACACUGAGUUUGUUCCACUAUUUUCAUAUUUUGUUUAUACGAUCGACAUUUCGUCUUUGUCAAAAUUAUUUUCUCAAGGGUUGCUCCCUUAUUUUGAAGUAAAUUCACAUUUUUUUCAAUUUAUAUUUUCUUACCUUCUAGUACCAUAGUAGAUCCACAUCACCCAUGCAUCUGAUGUCUAGGCCAGUCCCUUACAACGCUCCUGAUU